GAUGAUAAGGUAUGGUAUGGCAGUCAGCAAAGUAAAGCCAGCCCAGCAGUUUAUGUUUGGUAAUUGAUAACAGUUAUCUAAUACAUGCCUAUUUUUUAAGUUUCUGUUUAAACAACGCAGAAGCUAUUCACAUCAAAUAACAAAAUAAAACGUUCUAAAUAAUGUAUCCGCGCUGUGGUAGUAGUGGUUCUAUUCAAAACAUUCAUCAGACCCCGUCUUCAUCAAAUCAUAAUUCUGAAGACGAAGAUGACAGUGGUGACAAUAAGGCUUCAGCAUUAAGUUUCAAAGAACGACGGAGAGAAGCUCACACACAGGCGGAACAGAAAAGAAGAGAUGCUAUUAAAAAGGGCUAUGACUCAUUACAAGAAUUAGUUCCGACUUGCCAACAGACAGAUGCUUCAGGAUAUAAACCAAGUAAAGCAGCUGUGCUACAAAAGUCAAUUGACUACAUACAAUACUUGCUGCAACAGCGUCGUCGACAGGAGGAAGAACGGAAUGCUCUGCGCAAGGAUGUGGUUGCAUUACGCAUAAUGCAAACAAACUAUGAACAAAUUGUAAAAGCUCAACACUCUGUGCCUGGCCACAACGAACAGAGGCUAACAGAUCAGGAUAAAUUCCAAGUUUUUCAGGGUAUAAUGGACAAACUCUUCGACUCGUUCGAGUCAGUGCCUACAAACAACUUUGCUGAGUUUUCUGGUGGGGUGUUCAACUGGCUGGAGGAGUACUGCAAGCCUCAAUCUUUGAGAACGAUGGUACACGAUGUCUUGCGUGAACAAAAUUUUACUCCCUGAUUAUUUUGUUUUACUUGCUUGAUUUUAGUUACUUUGUACACAGUUUGAUGCCAAGGGACGUAUAUAUUCAUAUAUAGUUGGAGUUAAAAUAUGUAGUGUGAUCUAUGAUUCUUAGAAAAAAGUGAUCGGGGGGGGGGGUCAAAAUAAAAAUAUGUCUAUAAUGUAUAAAUAAAAGUUUGUUCGCAAAUCGAAUUAAACACUAAAAACUGUGUGCAUAAUAAACAAGCAAGAUAUCCUUAGUUUUCAAUCACCUGUUAAUUUUUUUAUUUUAUAUGUAAAGUAAAAGACAUUUCUAUAAUGUAAACAAGCUUUUACCAAAAAGAAAAAUAUAUAAACUUAUAUGUUUAUUUCAACAACAGACUUAUUUUCGACGUUACACGUUCUGUACAUUAUACAGAGAUAAUGUAUUAUAUAUAAUAACAAUGUUGUAAAUAAUUUUGAUAUCUGUACAUAAAAUACAUUUAAUUUUCGAUAUGAAAAUAUAUAGUUCCGUCUACUUUUGACAUGCACCUUGUUCUAAGGAAAAGAAUGUGUAAAGAAUAAUUUACAAUAAUUUCUUAUACAAAUUUUAAUAUUACGAGUUUACAAAUGUUUACAUUAAUUCGUGACAAUAUUAGUGCCUUUAUACAUAGUUUGCCUUGUCAAAUAAAAUAUUGAUAUUGUUUUCAAA
Messenger RNA from Amyelois transitella, 1461 nucleotides. RefSeq names its product max-like protein X (gene bigmax). Lineage: Eukaryota; Metazoa; Arthropoda; Insecta; Lepidoptera; Pyralidae. Gene Ontology annotation, molecular function: DNA-binding transcription factor activity, RNA polymerase II-specific; protein dimerization activity; RNA polymerase II cis-regulatory region sequence-specific DNA binding. Gene Ontology annotation, cellular component: nucleus. The record is from RefSeq and is a predicted model, not a curated record. Gene Ontology annotation, biological process: regulation of transcription by RNA polymerase II. The transcript has 5 exons. Bases 162 to 791 code for a protein of 209 amino acids.